Juglans regia (Persian walnut) is the source of this 846-nucleotide messenger RNA. RefSeq names its product replication protein A 70 kDa DNA-binding subunit B-like. The record is from RefSeq and is a predicted model, not a curated record. The coding region runs from base 1 to 846 and encodes 281 amino acids. NCBI's taxonomy places the organism in Eukaryota, Viridiplantae, Streptophyta, Magnoliopsida, Fagales, Juglandaceae. The transcript has 7 exons.
AUGAAUUUUGAGUGCUUUCAUGAAAUAGCUCAGUGGAUAAUUAAUUCUCGAACCAUUGUCGAAAAUAUUGAAUACGAGGAAUCGCCACUUAAACCACCAGAUUAUAAUAUUAUUCCUUUCAAUCAACUUGAUAUCUACAAAGAUACAGAUGCAGAAGUAGAUAUCCUGGCAAUAGCAAUGAUGACGAAUGCACCAAGACAAGUUAAUACAAGCCAUGGCAAAUCAUUGGUACAAGACAUAUAUGUGAUCGAUUCAAGUUUAAAGGUUCUACGUUUGGCAAUGUGGAACAAAUUUGUCCACGAUGAAUGCUCUGAAAUUUGUAAUAUUAUUAUGGAAAAGCCAAUUGUCCUUGCAACAAAAAUCAGAGUCUCUUCGUAUAACGGCUUAUCAUUAUCGUCACGACCUACGAGUGUCUUCACCAUUGAGCCAUUUCUUGCAUCUGCCAUUUCAUUACGUGCAUGGGCAACAGAAAACAACUUGUUACUUGAGGAAACAAUUGCCAAAAAUUUGGAUAGGCCAGUUGCAUCAACAUCAGGUUCUACCGAUCCAUUAGUCAAAAUAUCAGAAAUUGUGGAAGCCUUAAAGUCUAUUCCAGCAAUGACGCGAUCAACAUUUAUGGUUAGAGGCAAAUUUACAAUAUCUGAUCUGCAUCAACCAUUUUUUUACUUAUCAUGUGCAAAGUGUAGUAAAACCACUGGAUACGAAAAAGAUGAAGAGUUUUUAUGCUAUAAUUGCAAAGAACAAACAACCGCAAAGCCAAGAUGGGUCUUCAGAACAAAGCUACGCACAGACGGCUCCAUCGAAAGGCGUAAAGCCGGGAUCGUCGCAAAGGGGUUUCACCAAUAA